AUGGACCCCCGUACCAGUGCCCAGGACGUGAUGCGAUGUGACUUGUGUGAGACUGCUGUGGUACAGAUGCACUGUGAUACAUGUCUUGUCAACCUGUGUAAGGCCUGUGUGGGAGAACACAUUUCAACAAAUGAAUCCAAAGAUCACAAAGUUGUCAAAUUUCAGUCUAGAAAUAGUGCUCCCCUCUACCCUGGAUGCACAAAUCACUCAGACAACAGCUGUGACUUGUUUUGCAAAGAAUGCAAUACUCCAGUCUGCUCCGCUUGUAUUGCCUCCAAAAAACACAAAGAACAUGACAUCCUCUUGCUUAAGGACAAACUUGCUGGAAGGAAAGAGGAAGUACAGACAGAAAUUAAUGAAUUGGAAAAAAUCAUCUCUCCAACCUACUUGGAUAUAGCAGCAGAUGUACAAAACACAUUAAGUCAACUAGAUAAGAAAUAUGAAGAACUCCCAACAGACAUAACAAAACAUGGAGAGGACUGGCACAGAGAAAUUGACAAACUUGUCAAGAAACUUAAAGAUGAAGUUGACGACAUGAAAAACAACCAUAAGGAAACUCUGAAAAAGCAUUUAUCAAAUAUUAAUAUCUGCAUCUCUAACAUAAAUGAUGAUGUUGAAUCUUUGCACAAAAUGAUGAAUUCUAGUGAUGUUUUCCAAAUGUUAAACUUCCAAUUAGACUCUGCAAAAUAUAGAAAAUUACCAUCUAAACUCAGUGCAAGCACAGUGCGUUUCUCACCAUAUGCUGUACCUGAACAAAUCUCUGAAAUGUUUGGAAAAAUAAAACCAACAACAAUAACAGCUGAUGAGGAUGGUUAUAGUUUGAAAAAUGGUCAGGAAUCAUCAGAAGCUGCGUUCGCCCCUCUGAAAAGGAACUCACCAAAAACUAAAUUCUCUCCUCCAGUAAAUCAAGUGCUUGAUGAACCAAAAAUGGUCUCAAACUUUACAACAGUGUAUAAGAAAGAGCAAAGAAACACCAAGUUUAAAGAAGAGAAAGAAGAGCAAAGGGACUUCGGAUUUAAAAAAGAGCAGGGGUCAAACACUGAUUAUAAAGGAAGAAAGAGGGGCACUGAUUAUAAAGGAAAGAAGAAGGACACUGGUUAUAAAGGACAUUGUUUGAACACUAGUUAUGAAAGACAAGGGUGGAACACUGAUUAUAAAGGAAAUAAGAGAGGCACUGGUUAUAAAGGAGGUGGGUGGAACACUGAUUAUAAAGAACAGGGGUGGAGCACUAAAGAAGAGAAAGAAGAGCAAACGGACUUUGGAUUUAAAAAAGAGCAGGGGUCGAACAUUGCUUAUAAAGGAAAAAAGAGGGGCACUGGUUAUAAAGGCCAGGGUGGUUAUAAAGGACAAGGAUGGAACACUGAUUAUGAAGAACAAAGAUGGAACACUGGUUAUGAAGGAGAGGGAUGGGACACUGGUUAUGAAGGACAAGGAUGGAACACUGGUAAUGAAGCAGGGGGAUGGGGUACUGGUUAUGAAGGACAAGGAUGGAACACUGGUAAUGAAGGAGGGGGAUGGGACACUGGUUAUGAAGGACAAGGAUGGAACACUGGUUAUGAAGGAGGGGGAUGGGACACUGGUUAUGAGGGACAAGGAUGGAACACUGGUUAUGAAGGAGGGGGAUGGAACACUGGUUAUGAAGGAGAGGGAUGGGGCACUGGUUAUGAAGGAGAGGGAUGGGGCACUGGUUAUGAUGGAGAGGGUAGGGGCACUGGUUAUGAAGGAGGGUGGUCGGACACUGAUUUUAAAGGACAGGAUGAUUACUGA
Messenger RNA from Saccostrea echinata, 1767 nucleotides. Its product is annotated as E3 ubiquitin-protein ligase TRIM45-like. Bases 1 to 1767 code for a protein of 588 amino acids. Lineage: Eukaryota; Metazoa; Mollusca; Bivalvia; Ostreida; Ostreidae. The transcript has a single exon. The record is from RefSeq and is a predicted model, not a curated record. Gene Ontology annotation, molecular function: zinc ion binding.